AUGGUUCACCUGAAUAAUGAAAUGGCCAACAGGCACUUUACACCAGCAGCCACUUUAAUGUUCAUCCUCCUUUUUUCCAACACAAUCUUCUCCAGCCAAAUAGCAGCAGUAGUUGGUGAUGACAUCACUUUGCCAUGCCACCUGGAACCCGCUAUGAGUGCUUCAGACAAGACUGUAGUGACCAGAUCUGGCCUGGAGCCCAGAUUUGUUUAUGUGUGGCGUGAUGGUGUGGAGCUAGAGAGUAAGAAACAUCCGUCCUACAGAGAGAGGACAUCAGUGUCCAUCAGUGGACUGGGUCAUGGAGACAUUUCACUCAAACUCUCCAGGGUGAAACUCUCUGAUGAGGGGAAGUACAUAUGUCAUGUUCCAAACCUGCCACAGUCUUUUGCUGAGCUUUUUGUUGGUUUUGUCUCUGUACCUGUCAUAUCAGGGAUUAACAUAAACAGCAGAGCAGUGGUGUUAGAGUGUGAGUCUAAAGGCUGGUAUCCAGAGCCUGAGGUGUUGUGGCUGGACGGUGAGGGAAACCUCCUCUCUGCUGGACCUACAGAGACAGUCAGAGGUCCUGAUGACCUCUAUACUGUCAGCAGCAGAGUGACUGUGGAGAAGAGACACAGCAACAGCUUCACCUGUAGAGUCCAACAGAACAAAACCAACCACACCAGAGAGGCACACAUUGACAUUUCAGGUGAUUUCAGUUCAGCUGUUUGUAUCGGCCUGUGGCUCAUCAGCAUGGCUUUCAUUUUGUGUAGUCUUACAGCUGCCUUUGUUUGGUGGAAAUGGAAACACAGGUCAGAGGACAGAAGAAAUGUAAGAGCUGUAGUUCCAAUGCUGGAUUGUGACUCGUCAACAUUAAAAUAAACUCACAGACUGGUGACGGAGGCGUGGAGAUGCUGUGGUUGUUCUGUACAGACUUUGUCAUGGUUAAAUGUAGACACACAUCAGAGGUGUUAUAUCUACAGUAUGUAUGCUUAAAUAAAAGUGUCUGU
Messenger RNA from Lates calcarifer (barramundi perch), 986 nucleotides. Its product is annotated as butyrophilin subfamily 1 member A1-like. Lineage: Eukaryota; Metazoa; Chordata; Actinopteri; Centropomidae. The record is from RefSeq and is a predicted model, not a curated record.